AUGGCCAGCGGCAAAGUGUGCACGUUCAGCUUUCCUGGUGCGUCCACACGGACGCUGCCCGGGGAAGUUGGCCGUUUACACCUGCACGCAACGGACUUCGUCGCCGUGUAUGUGGGCGGCAACGACCUAUAUGGCGGGGAUUCCGCGGAAGCUAUUUCUUCACGGAUCGAGGAGCUUGUGACCACCUUGAAAGGCCUGACGAGCCAUGUGCUCGUUUUCAAGUUGGUGCCUCGGGGUGGGCCUUUAGGGCAUGCCAGGGAGAGCGAGAGGCUGUCUCUGAACAGCCUCUUAGUACGGAAGUUGGUGGUCCUCGGUGUUACCAUCGUGAAUGUCGACCACCUGUUCCUCAGCCGAGGCAACGUGGUGAACCUUGAGAAGCUGGCCGUCGACCGAUACCAUGUGUGCCGCGUCCGUGGUAUUCAAUGUAUAGCAUUUGCACUCAGCAAGGCGCUCGCAAAACUUUUUGGACGUUCAAUCCUUGGUGGGUGCCGUGCCGCAUUCCGACGCUUCCGGGUUCACAGGUGUGGGAGAUGUGGAGCCUGCGGCCACUGGAGUGGUGCAUGUCUCCACUUUGCCGCACUCCAGCACUAGCUAAGUUAUCUCCGAAUUCACA
Molecule: messenger RNA, 613 nt
Organism: Ixodes scapularis (black-legged tick)
Lineage: Eukaryota; Metazoa; Arthropoda; Arachnida; Ixodida; Ixodidae
Exons: 4
Coding region: 1-591 (196 amino acids)
Source: RefSeq, a predicted model, not a curated record